Molecule: messenger RNA, 854 nt
Organism: Colletotrichum godetiae
Lineage: Eukaryota; Fungi; Ascomycota; Sordariomycetes; Glomerellales; Glomerellaceae
Exons: 2
Coding region: 473-664 (63 amino acids)
Source: RefSeq, a predicted model, not a curated record
CAGUUGACCAGGGGCUAUCCAAGGAGUCGAUCAAUGCCAAGCACGCCUGCCGCUAGCGGCCAGGAACUACCAUUAAGCGGCAGCAUGAGAAGGGCUUCUUUUUGGUAUUAAUUCCCGGCGGGAUGAAAUUCUCCUAGCAGUGCUGCACAGCGCUUCUCUAUUGAAGUCUGUGUGUCUGAACAUACGCCUCGUGAGUCUAGCCGGCUAUGCAAGACUGAACCCAACGUCCCUGUAGACACAAACGAAAGCAGGAAUAUUUGCAUGGCUGGUUGCUCAAGUCAAGUUCAAUGAGUCAAUAGGUUUCAUAGAAUCUGGCGUUCUAUGUUUCUUCUAUUCUAGUGGCUGGCCCAUCUACCUGUCGCAUCAACUCUCCAGGUCUGGGAAGGCAUCUCAAUGCGUCAGUGCAUUACAGGCCCACCGAUAAGUCAGGCCGAAGACUUAGUUUGGGUUUGACUAUGAUAUUGCUGCUUGCAUGCUCGACGGGGCAGUACGGGGAAAUGAUUCACGAUUACGGAGUACUUCGAGUUCCUAUCGACACCGAGGAAUGGCUACGGCUGGCGCCGACUGCCCCGCCCCGGUCGGGGGUAGAAUCCCGGCUGCUCUAAAUCGGAAUUCGGUUUCCGUGUCAGGCUGCCCGAUCCGGCCGGUAUCUAGCCCGGAUUAGGCACCGCCCAGUCAAGACAUCAUCAUCAUCGCGGUUAGAGAUCCCAUCAUCAUUCAGAACCUCGUUCCAACAUGCACUCAAAUUUGUCUCAUUAACCUUUUUUACGUGUACUUCCGCAACGACUGAACUCAAUCAAGACCACGCCAGAAACAACCGCUAUGUCCAGCACAGACAUGCGAUCAAUCAACCA